Oryctolagus cuniculus (rabbit) is the source of this 6056-nucleotide messenger RNA. NCBI's taxonomy places the organism in Eukaryota, Metazoa, Chordata, Mammalia, Lagomorpha, Leporidae. The record is from RefSeq and is a predicted model, not a curated record.
GUCGCUUGACCCAUGUCACCUGCACCAGUGCUGAUGGGGCAGCCAGCGGGAGAGGGAGGCACCCUGGAGGUACCUGCCAAGCCGGCUCUUCUGCAGGCCUUUUGCUACUCAAGGGAGAGACCCGGCCAUGUGGCUGCCCAUCGUGUCUGUGGGCAGCCCCAGGCCUGGGGCACACGGCCUCAGGGGAAGGCUGGGUCUUGGCGGCCAGGCCUCCUGGGUGGGCUUGACCACCAGGGGGACGACCCUGUCAUCCUGUCUGGGCCGCUGGGGCAGGGCAGGGCCAGCUGCUGCCGGCUCCCUGGUCCUCCCCCUGUGCGAGUGGAAGGGUGGGGGUGGAGGCCGCGGCGUUCCUGGCUGGGAGCCCAGAGGAGUCUUUUGUAAUCACAACAUGAUCUCGUGUGCUGAGCAGUGGAGCCGGCAGGGAGAGGCGGGCAGAGGCCCGGCUCCGGCGGCUCCGGCUUCCCUCCUGCUCCGGCUCCCCCAGGGUCUGCUCUGGAAUCCUCUCGGUGCCCGCUGGUGCCAUGCACUCGGCUGUGAGUGGCACCUCGCCUUGGGCAGGGGGCUUCCCGGGGCUGGGAGGAGGCUGGGACACCAGGCAGCCAUGCUCUGGGGGCAGCUGGGGACAGCUGGGCCUGGGAGGAAGAGGGCUGCGAUCAGGCCAGAGGCGGCCCGGGCAGGGGUACUGGCGCCCAAAGCGGAGACCCUGCAGCCAGGCGGGGCGGGGGGACGACCUGGGAUCUUGAUGCCGAGGCCCCGCUCGCCCAGGGUGGGGCUGCCAACCUCUCCUGCCCUGGCAGCCAGCGGCUCAAGGCCUGGAGAGGCUGGGCCUGUGGGGCGGCUCUUUCUCCAGGCUGGGCACAGGCCCGCAGAGUGGGGGCCCGGGCCUGAGGGCCCAGGACGGAGCCGAGGCCUCUCUUUUCCUGCACUUCUGAGUCUGGGAGCCAAACAGCUCCCCCCUCCUCGACCUCCCCAAUGCCCUGGCAGCUUCCCAGUCAUGCAGGUUCUGCGGCCAGAGCCAUUUAUAACUCCCAUUCCAGGCUGCUUGGUGCUCUCUGGGGAGCGGGGGAGGGGCGGCCCGCGGCCUGCCCUGGGUGUCAGGCCCCGACCCGGAGGAGGCAGGUGCAGGCAGACAGGCCCAGCAUGGCGGGGUGGGGGGGAACAGCCCCCUUUCUUCCUGUGGACCCUGGCGCUGUGGGUGGUGAGAAUAAGGUUGGGGGAUGAGUGUGCAGGUGGGGGAAUGGUGGUGGCUGGGCAGCAGCCGGGAGCCUGGGUCCCCUGCCCUCUGCAGGGGCCGCCCAGGGCCGCGUCGCUGAUGAGCAGGCUGGAGGAGAAGGAUGCCGAGCUGGACCGGAGGAUAGUUGCCCUGCGCAAGAAGAACCAGGCCUUACUGCGCAGGUACCAGUGUCUCCCUGUGUAGGCCUGUCCGCGUCUGUGUCUCUGUGCGUCUGGGGGCUGUGGCCUGUGCUGAUCCCAGGCCCUCCCCUAGGAGAUCCAGGAAGACCGUCAGCAGGCCGAGCAGGGGGGCAUGGCUGUGACCACGCCGGGGCUCCUCCAGCCCGACAGCCUCACUGUCACCAUCAGCCAGGUUCCUGGUGUAAGCCUCACCCUGGGAGCCAGGGAGGGUGGAAAGAGGUGGAGGCCCAGAUGGUGGGGGACAGCACAACUUACCCCUCUGGAGGCUGCUACCAGCUCCCAGCCUCAUGCAGCCCAGGCCACUGUCCCCAGCCGAGGGCCUCAGCCCCACAUGUACGCCCCACGCACAAGCUGCUCCUAAACCCAAACCUGAGGGGCUUCCAAUGUAAGAAGUGGGGGAGAGCUGGGGCUAAGACCAGGAGCAGUGUUUGAGGGACAAGGCCUUAUUGUCUGAGUGCUCAGAGCUGACCGCCAGCCACUGUGGCAUCUCGGGCCCCCGGCGGCCCUAGGCGCUGGAUAACUAAUGUCAUUGGUAUGUGAAUGCCUGCGGGAGUCGGCGUCUCUGUGGGCAUUCCAGGGAGGGUCAGGCUGGAACCUGGACCCAGGGAAGCCCCCAGAGGACUCCCUACCCGGGUCCUGCCCAGUGCUGCCCACGUGGCCCUCGUUGUGCAGGAGAAGCGGGUGGUCAGCAGGAACUGGGCAAGGAGCCCCCUCAGACCCGAUGCCGCCGGCGAGAUGCUGGAGGACGAGGACGUGGGGGGCUGCGUGGGCACCUUCUUCUUGGGGGAGCGCGUGGACCUGGCCGUGACCAUGGAAAACAGGGCCAAGGCCAAACGGAUCGUAAGUGAAAAGCCCACCAGAGCAAGGGCCCCCGGGGCAGACGGGUCACCUGGAGGGGGCGGAGGCCAAAGCCCCCCGACACAGUUGGCCGUCGGCUCGAACUCUGUGCAGAAGGCUGCAGGGGAAGCCCGGGGCCCAGCCCCUCCACGGCCACUCAGGGCGCCCCCAGAGGUGGGCUGGGACUACGCUCAGUGGAAGCAGGAGCGCGAGCAGGUGGACCAGGCCCGCGUGGCCCGGCACAGAGAUGCACAGGGUGACUGGCGCCGCCCGUGGGACAUGGACAAGGCCAAGCCCACGCUACAGGACGGCGGCAAGCCUAGGGAAGAGGGCCCGGUGAGGGCGGACGGCAGACGGGGUCCUAGGAGCCACCGGAAGCUACAGCCCCCGCCAUUGUCCCCGGAUGGCAAAGGUCGGGGUGGGCAGCCCAGCAGACCCUCAGCGGCACCAGCCACAGGCAGCAAAGCCCGGGGCAAGGAGAGGCUGACCGGCAGGGCCCGAAGGUGGGAUACGAAGGAAGACGUGGCUGAGGACCUGGAAAGCCAGGAGGCAGGCCAGAGCACCAGGACGGCUGUCAGUGCAGAGGAACAGGCCGACAAGCAGAGCGGGGCGCAGCCGGGCAGGCUGGGAAGGACUCCAGCAACCAGCCCAGCGCCAGCACCCCCGGAGCGGCCAGAAGAGAAGUCAGGAGCUUCCACAAGCAGCCCCGCCCCCGGCUCACCACAACAGACUGACUUGGUUCCCCUGGACCUCUCCCUAGGAGGGGCCGGCAGCCCUGGGCCUGGGGAGAGCCCAUGUGUUCUCAGCCCCGGGCCCGGGGCCCAGGAGAACCCUGCAUCCCGGCCAGAUGGCUCCCGGCAGCCUCCGGGGUGCAGCGACCCCGAGGCUGAGCUGGAGGGCCGGAUGUGCUCUGAGCCGCAGAAAGGAACAGGCCCCCUAGAGCCCAGAGAGGGCAGGUCUGGCAGGGCUGGGGCGCAGCAGGCCCUGGCCCCAAGAGGCAGGCCUCCCAGAGGAAGUGGGCAGAGGGGGAGGGGCACAGGGGGAAGGGGCAGGAGAGGGGGCGCUGGCCCUGCAGGACGGUGCUGAGCAGAGCUCCUGGGAGCUGGGGGCUGCUUUAGGGAGAGGAGGAGGGAAGGACUCAGUGCCCAGUCUUCUGUGUGGCUCGUGCCCGUCCGGCUGAGCAGUGCGGUCAGCUUGCCAGCAGAUUGAUCCUGUGAGGGCAAGGGGCUGCCUCGGGCCCUGUACCUCGUGGGCCCGUGUGUUUUCCUGUGCAAGCACAAGCAUGCUGGCCUCUGGUGUCCCACACCGGUCAACCCUGCCCUGAUACCCAGGCCAUGAGCCAUCUCCACCCUGACAGCCAGGCCUUCCUGGUCCUGUUAUGCCCCAAGACCUGGCCUCCCUCGCCAGCAGAUGCCCUCAGAACCCGGCAGCCGCAAGCCCCCUUGGCCACCCAAGCCAGCACCUUUCUCACCCUCCUGUCUCGCGGCCAGGUGAUGAGUGGUCCCAGGCUCACAGGAUGGCUGAGCUGGCAGAACCUCGGCCGUCACCUGCUUCUUCCAAAGAGGAGGCCGAGGCCUGGAGAAAGGACACAGCUGGCACUGCCCGGGCUGGGAGCAGAGGAGCAGAAUCGGGCUUCCCUAUGAAAAGGAGGGUCCCCGGAGUGGCUCCCCUGGCAUGGGGUGGACUGGGCGGUGGGGAGCACUCACGGCUGGCGCUGAGGCAUCACGUGCACCCUGGACAGAGGCCAGGGCCUGCUCCUGCGGCCCAGGGUCAUUUCCUGCCCUCUCCUACUUCCUCUUCCCCACCCCCACCCCCACCAGGGCCUUGCAAGGCAAGGGCCCAGAGAAACAGAGAAGCUCAGUAGAUAAACAAUGACUCCAACUAAGGGCGGCGACAUCAGAACUUGUCUUUCCCACUUAGUCUCCGUUCCCGCCCCUCCCCUGAGGCCCACGGAACUAUCCAGACUCCGCACAAGCUGUGGCUUCCUCUCAAUUCAACAAACAUUUCCUGAGCACCCACGACCAGUACCGCAGCCGGUGGGCGACGGUGACUUAGCCAACAGGGGGAGGGAAGGGACCUAGUCAACCAGCAGGUCCAGGCUACACAGCAGGGGCCGCUCUUGGCCUGAGGUGCGUGACAGGGCUGGGGGCAGGAGCACGGUGGGAGCCCAGAGGGAACCAGCCCGCCUCUGCUCCCACGCCCUUGCCUGGAGCUCACCACGUGGUCCCUUCUGCUCCCCUCCUCCCUGGCCCUGCCAUGCUGGUUUCUCUGCUGAGGGUCAUGGGCCUCUGAGGCCCCCAGGAGGGUCUGGACCCUGGCCACAGUUCGAUGGGAGGCCAGUGGGGUCCCAGCUCAGGCGGCUUCGCUGGCUGGCAGCUCCAUCCCCCCACCCUUCGAUGUGGCCGCAUGGGGAGUGGGUACCUCCCAGCAGCUGAGACUGCUGUCCUCACACCGGCAUGCCAAGGAUGAUGCCGGCUCUAAUUCAGCCUGGGGAGGGCUGGGAGCCAGCGCUGCUGUAGGCACAGGUAGGCCCACACUGCUGGGCUGGGCCACACUAUGCGAGUGGUAACGGCCAAGACUAGGACACAAGGAGGGCUUGGGACAGAGGCAGACUCUAGGCCCUGGCUGGCUGCAGGGCUGGGGGAAGACGCUGCAGAGGGCAGGAAUGGGGUGGGGUGAAGAGGGCAGUGUGGGGCUGAUCACAGGCAUCCUGGAAAAGCCUGGCCAGGCCGGAGACUCCACACUCAAGUUUUCCUCCUGCCUUCCAGUCACAAGGACAAGGCUUUGGAAUGUGGCACAGGCCCUGGGGCCCCAUGGCGGGCAAAGGACAGGGCUGGGUUAGAGCAAAGGAUGGGGUUAGGUUCGGGCAGAGACCUUAAAUUCAAGAUUCACAGUCUGCUCCCAAACCCCGGAGCUGCAACUCACAGGUGUGUCUGCACACAGGGUAGCCGCCAGGCACGUGUGAGCAUGGGAGGGGGACGGAGAAAUGGGACAAGGCCCGGGUUCAGCCCUCACACAGGGACCAGGGCAGGAGAGAGUCAGGGAGAAGGGCUAUGGGGAAAUAGGGCUGGAAGGAUGUUAGGAGGAGGGGUGUUGGGGGAGCAACGAAAUUGGAGAGUGGAGACCGGUGCGGGCUGCUUUCACAGGAAGACUGUACUGUGGGCAGGUGGCACUGAGCUGUCCUCAAGAGGGCAGUGGCUCUGGUGGCAGCCCUCGGCUACCCAACCUGACUGUGGCUCCAGGAUGGAACAGGAGGCAGGUGUCACUAGAUACGGCCCCUGCCGACCUCAGGGCCAUGUAGAGCUGGUUCUAUCUCCUCUUGGCUCCUGUGUUCAAAGGUCAGGCUAGAAGCCUUCUACUUGGUUGGAAAGGAGGAAGGCAUCCAGGACAAAUCUGUUUUCAAAUGUGGGAGGGCUUCACAUGGCCAUCAGGAACCAAGGCACGGGGCUGGAGGGCGGAAGAGGCGGAGGCACCUGUGUCCCAGGCCCACCUCACCUUGGCAGAAGGAGCAGUGGAGCAGGGUUGCAAGAAAGGCACGUGUUGGACGACAGGGUGGAACGGGCACAGGCCAGGAUCCCCCGGUCCAGGCAGCUGGGUGGCCGUGCUCGACUUUAACCUCUUAAAGCCUUGGUCCUCUUGUCUGCAAAAUGGGGCUGUAAUUCCCACCCUGAAGGGCUGUUGAGAAAACAAGGACAAGAGUAUGCAAAAUGCACCCGGCCCGCAGUAGACACUGUCACUGGUAGCCUGCCAUUCGAAAGGCUCUCGGUGAAUACUCGUUGAAUAAAUGAAGUAGCUAUUUGGUGUGA